CGAAGAUAUUCCAGAGUUAUCAAGCAUUUUCCAUAUCUGUAUUGCACUUUUGCGGUUUGAAAAGCAGCCGUAGAGUUUCCUGUACAGUAUUUCAUUUAUUUUUGCUAUUUCGUGGUAGAAUUAUGGCCUCUGUGCGACGAAUGAAUCUCAGCCAUGCCCAGCAGCAAAAGCUGCUUGCUGACAACAGGAGAAAAGAGAUCGCGCGGGAGGAUCAAGUAAAGCGAAUCAACCAGGAAAGAAUAUUGGAAGCUAACAUGGCCAGUGAAGAAAGAAUAGAAAACAAACGGUUUCUGCGGCGGCUUCAUCAGGAAGCGACUGAAAGAGAAAUGGACGAGGGAAUUAGAAAACAACAAGAGCAAAAGAUGCUUCAACAAAGGCAGCAAGAACAGGAAGAAAGACUUGCUAAGGAGCUUGAACGGGUGAAACUAGAAAGUCUUCGGGAAGAAAAGCUCACACAGCAGAUAAGAGAAAACAGUGUUGAAUUGAGGGAGCUUGAAGCCAAGCUAAAAGCAGGUUUCAUGAACCGGGAAAGGUCAGCUCAACUGGCAGAGAAGCUGGUCAUGGAACAAGACAGAAAGAGAAAGGAUGAUGAAAUUCAUGGUAAAAUGCAAGAAGAAUAUCAGCGGGCAUUGGAAGUGGAGAGAGAGAAAGAGAAACAACGUUGGGAAGAAAGUGUGCGUUAUCAGGAGCAGCUUGAAGGGCAACUGGCUGAGAAGGAACGCCGCAAACAAGAGGCUUACGAGGAGUUCCUUAAAGAAAAACUCAUGAUUGAUGAAAUUGUGAGGAAGAUUUAUGAAGAAGAUCAAAGGGAGCUUGAAAACAGGCUGCAGAAACAAAUGGCAACACAGAGGUACAUUGAAGAGUUCAAAACAAAACGAGACGAGUGGAAGGCACAUGAGCGUCAUCUUAUGGAAGAAGAGAAUGAACGUAUUCUGGAAUUCGCGAAAAUACAACAACAACGUGAAGAGGACAGAAUGGAGAAGAAGAAACAGCAAGAAGAAAGCAUGGCGGCCGUUCAACAAAAGCUCACAAAGCAGAUACAGGAGGAGGCGGAAGCUAGAGAUGAGAUGGAAAGAAUCCGAACUGAGCUUUAUCUUGAAGAACAAGAAGAAAUGGAAAGGCAGAAGGAAAAGAUGGCGAUUGAAAACAGACUUCGUCAGCGGUUGGACUUGCAACAAACACGUCGACAGCAACUCCAGUUCAAGGAGGCGAAGCGACAGGCAGAGAGAGAAGAAGAGGAUGAGUUUAGAAGAAAGAUGCUUGAGAAGUUUGCCGAAGAUGAUCGAAUCGAACAAAUGAACGCUCAGAAGAGGCGCAUGAAACAACUGGAGCACAAGAGGGCCGUGGAAAAAUUAAUUGAAGACAGGAGAAUACAGUUCCAGAGAGAAAGGGAAGCGGAGCUCGAGGCUCGUCGUGAACAAGAGAGAAUGGAGGAGUACAGGAGACAGAUUAUUGAACAAGAAAGACAGAGAAUGCUCAAAGAACACGCUUCAAAACUCCUGGGUUUCUUGCCCAAGGGUGUGCUACGUGAUGAAAGGGACCUGGAGUUGUUUGAUGAACAAUUUAAAGAGGCUUACAGAACAAGAAGAUUGGAUCACUUUGAUGAAGAUGACGACGAAAGCUAUUAAAAUAACUGAGUUUUCCAAUGCCAUUUUCAAUUUAGAUUUCAAGAGGUAUUACAUGUAAAUACAAAAGCCUCAAAAUUGUGUUUUUUUCGAGAUAUAGUGUUGGUACCAGUUGAAAUGGAAACUUGAUCUUUAGCUUGUCUUAAAUGGUUGGUGAAAUUAAGGUUUGUGGUUGAAAUAUGUAAACAAGAUUCGACGUGUAAAUAGCCGUGCUGUGUUUUUUUUUUUUUUAAAUAAAGUUUCAACAUUUGUCAAUUUGUUUCUGCAUGUAGCUCAGUAACCUUGUUCCUUGGGCCCAGUGUGCUUGGCCGUGAGAGCUCUCUCAGUGUUUUGAUGUUGUGGUUGUUUGAGCUUGAUUCGAAUUGUUUUAGUUAGUUUAAUGCCUGUUUGUAGCACAUAAUAUGUAAGCACUGUUGAGGUGUAUCAGAAAGCUUUCUCGUUCGCUGCGCUCACUCGUUCGGGUAAAAAAUCGUAU
Molecule: messenger RNA, 2100 nt
Organism: Orbicella faveolata
Lineage: Eukaryota; Metazoa; Cnidaria; Anthozoa; Scleractinia; Merulinidae
Product: meiosis-specific nuclear structural protein 1-like
Biological process (GO): cilium organization
Cellular component (GO): motile cilium
Source: RefSeq, a predicted model, not a curated record